UUCCUCUGCUCUGUCAUCUCGCUCCCCUGGGGCUCUGGGCCGCAGUAUAAAAGGGAGUCCAACUCCCAGCUCCUCUAUCGUCUCCUCAGCCUUCCUCUGCUCUGUCAUCUCGGGCCGCCUCCCUCCGCCAGACAUGUCGUGCUACAGCCCGUGCGCGCCGGCUGCCUGCAGCCCAGCCCCGCUUGCCAACAGCUGCAACGAGCCGUGCGUCCUGCGCUGUGCCGACUCCAGCGUUACCAUCCAGCCCUCGCCAGUGCUGGUGACGCUGCCGGGCCCGAUCCUCAGCUCCUUCCCUCAGAGCACCAACGUGGGGUCCAGCGCCUCGGCUGCCGUGGGCAGCUCUCUCAACGCUGCCAGCGUGCCCAUCGCUUCCGGAGGCUCCCUGGGGCACGGGGGCUUUGGCUGGGCCGGGCUGGGCCGGGGCUUCUGCGGGCCUCUGGGACGGGGCAAUCUCUGGUACUGA
Molecule: messenger RNA, 463 nt
Organism: Colius striatus (speckled mousebird)
Lineage: Eukaryota; Metazoa; Chordata; Aves; Coliiformes; Coliidae
Product: beta-keratin-related protein-like
Exons: 3
Coding region: 134-463 (109 amino acids)
Cellular component (GO): intermediate filament
Molecular function (GO): structural constituent of cytoskeleton
Source: RefSeq, a predicted model, not a curated record